This is a messenger RNA of Mucor velutinosus, 2754 nucleotides long. RefSeq lists its product as uncharacterized. The record is from RefSeq and is a predicted model, not a curated record. NCBI's taxonomy places the organism in Eukaryota, Fungi, Mucoromycota, Mucoromycetes, Mucorales, Mucoraceae. The coding region runs from base 1 to 2754 and encodes 917 amino acids. The transcript is spliced from 6 exons. Gene Ontology annotation, molecular function: lipid binding.
AUGAGAAGAAAACCAUCAUUGCCCAUACCGCCCGCUCAUUUACAGCAGGAUCGCAUGAACAAGAAGUUUUACCUGGACCGAGACAGUGGCAUUGUUACAGAAACUGAUUCUGAAAUCGAAUACAGCAACAAUACCAAACGAAACUACAUUUUCAGCGAUGAUGAGGAGAUGCCCGCUGCAACCAGCACGCUCACUUCACAGCACAGCUUUUACUCACAUCUGGCAGAUCAAGCAGUGAUGUCCGUGCGUCACUAUCUCAGAGACGACAGCUGGAAAAAGGUGCUGAAACAUAAAAGUGGCACAACUGUCUACAUGAUGCAGCAAACGAAUAAGAAUGAGAAGGUAGCACUGUUCCGUGGCGAGUCUAUCAUUCAGGGGUUCACGCCACAGUCCGUUUUUUAUGUCAUUGGCAUGAGAAAAUUAUGGGAUGAACAGUUUGACGAUGGCAAAUUAAUAGAAAAUCUCAACGAUACAAGCUCAUUGACAUAUGAAUCAUACAAAUCCACAGCUACCUCCAAAGCUUAUGAUUAUACACUGGUAGAAAAGAUUGAAUGCUCUGCUGAUGGAGAAAUCCUGUUUGCAUGCACCAGUGUUGAAACUCCUCAGGUACCAAAAACACCCGGCAGAAAUAGACAUCAGAUCAAGCUGCAAGGCUGGGUCCUGAAACAACUCAACACAUUUCCAGUAUCCACACAUGUUACCUAUUUAACUCAGGAGAAUAUCAAGGGAUGGAUUCCAGGAUUGACCAAGAAAUCAUUGGCCAGAAAGCCCCUUAUCAUUGCAUCCAUUGACAGCUACUUGCAAAAAAAAGCAGAGAGAAUUCGUGUACAACAGCAACAGCCCCAAUCAAAGAAAUCAAUACCCGUUCCUAUUCCUACUACUAUUACAACUAAUACAACUAAUACACAUGCUUCUUCCUCCAUCUCAUUGCCACAGACAGCCACCACAAGUACAUCCUCUUUUGCAUCGCCACCAACUAGCAUUCUCCUCCAAAGACCAUCAGCCGUAUCCGCAACCAACCUAUUCGAGGACCAAACAUCGCCUACCUUGGGCCUAUUCAACACCACCAGUACAUCCUUAUUGCUUGAUCCCAACACCAACACCAACAGCAACAAAAGACCACAUAAUAUCAUCCUCUCCAACCCACCACCUAGAAUAUCAUCACUCUCAACACAAACCAAUAGCACCCCAUCGACACAGCAACAAAAGCGAAUCACAUUUGCAGAUCAAGUAGAGUCAUCCUCUAGAUCAUCCUCACCAAGCAACACGUUCUCUUCGUCUUCUGCUAGAUCAUCAUCAGCCAGCAGUAGCAGUGGCUCUGGUAAUGAUGGUGCCACUCCAUCUUACCAGCAGCAAGCACAAGAUGACAGUCUAUUUGAUAACCAUAGUAAGACACCGACGCUAUUCCCAUUGCCACCAUCUACCAGUAGCACGAGCCAUCAGCUAUCGCCUAUCCAGGAAGCACCUAUGCCGUUCUCAUCCAAAGCAAAAGCAAGCAGUGUUGCUAUUGCAGGGACCAAGUUGUAUCCAGCAAGCCGACAUCGAACCGCACGCAAGCAAUGUAUAGAAAAGCUACAGACGUAUGCUCACAGUAACUUGAAGGAAUGGAAACACGUUGGUGAAAAGAACAAUACUCAACUUUAUACACAGGCAGUGGAAGGCAGCACGCUUCCUAUUAUGCGCAGUGAAACAGCGUUUGUGGGCUCAUGGACGCCUGAGCAGAUUUGCUCUGUGAUUCAAUGCUUUGGUGCUCGCAAAGAAUGGGAUGAAUAUUUCGAAAAGGGUGAAAUAGUGGAGCGAUUCUCUCAAAAGGAGUACCUGGUCCACACUCAAAUGAAAAGCCUGUUCCCUAUUCAAAGCCGAGAUUUCUGUAUGUUGACAUGCAUUGAAAGUGUAGUGGCAACAGGGGCCAUUUACAUUGGCUCCAUCAGUGUGGAAGACGAGUUGAUUCCGGAAACCUCACAGCAUAUCCGGGGCAAAUUGAAUACGUACGGAUGGGCCCUGAAGCCUAUUACACGCGGAAAAGAGGGCCAAUGGACGGGCGUGCAGGUUAGCUUCAUUGCGCACAUGAACAUGGGCGGCUUAGGCACAACACCUCUUCCCUUGCCAUCAGCCAUUGUGCGACUCUUGACGACACAAGCAUGUGCCGACAGCAUUCAAACCUACUUGGCAGUACAUGGAUGUCCUCCUUAUAUCCGCAGAGUAGCAGGCAAAAUCAUAUUCGAGGAAUUCAAUGUGAGGACCAACCAAUACACCAUUCGCUACAUUGCCAAGCAUGCACCUUCUCCACGUCGCCACCAUCAGCAACAACAACAAAAGCAAAAGAUGAUUGGUUCCAUGUGGUGCACAGACGUGCGCACACACCAAAGCAUGUAUCCACUCGGUUAUACGAUAGAGACUCACCAGGAUGUGCGUGUGGAUGUGCGACCCAACAUUGGCUUGAGGAUAUAUACCGAAAAAGAUGAAUUGGAUGGGCAAACGGUUGAAUUGGUGAUUUCAAAACAUACCACCGGAAGUAAGCCGCAGUUCUACUGCAAUGGUAUCGAGGUCUGUGCGGUCGUAAAGGACGCUAAAAAUCAAGGUAUUGCCAAAAGUGAAUUAGUGGAUCACACACGAUUUGUCCCAGAGGCUGCUCCUUCCCACAAGCUGCCUUCUGCUGCUGCUGCUGCCACUACAGUUGAGGCUACUUCCGUGGCAAAGCAGCAACAGGAACCUCAGGAGGAGGAGGAAACCAAUGACAAGGUAUGUGUAUAA